Molecule: messenger RNA, 828 nt
Organism: Geodia barretti
Lineage: Eukaryota; Metazoa; Porifera; Demospongiae; Tetractinellida; Geodiidae
Source: the annotation of a GenBank genome assembly
AUGCACAGGCAGAACGUGACCGCGGGACAGAUGAAUCUCUUUGGAGGUGACGAGGAAGCACCAACGGCAACCCUAACACUUGUCGAUGCUCCCGAAUAUGACCCCUUGGAACGGCUUAUGCGGGAAAAGGAACAACUCGGUUUCUAUGUUUCUGGACACCCACUUGAGGAAUAUAGCGACAUCAUUGAAAACUACACAAGUGCAAGCACCCAAACCCUCGUUGAACACCGUAUCGACUCUGAGGUUGAUGUAGCGGGAUUGAUAACGGAGGUUAAAAAUAUCACCACCAAGAAAGGGGCUCCUAUGGCGGUGAUUGGACUGGAGGAUUUGGAAGGCGCGAUAGAGAUUGUCAUUUUUCCAGAGGCAUACAAAACCGCCGGAAACCUCGUUGAAGGCAGGGUUGUUUGGAUUCGCGGGAAAGUCAAUAUCAAUCAGAAUAGCAGGAAUCGGAGGUCUGAGAAUGGCGACACCGAAAGGGAAGAGCGUCAGAUACAGGCAGAUCGGGUGAUAGAUAUUGAAUCUGUCAGUGAGCAACAGACAUCUGCUCUUGAGGUGACGAUUCCGGAAUCUGAUAUUGAAAAUGUUGAGAAACUGGAAAGGCUUCAGAAAAUUGCCCGUGCGAACAGGGGCGAAUUGGACCUGAUUCUACGUCUCAUGAGCCCUCGUUACGGGGAAGUUAUCGCGCGGUGUAAUCAAAAGUAUAAUGUGGCAUAUGAACCGCAGGUUAUUGAACAGGUAGAGGGGUUAUUUGGGGAAAAUUGUGUCAAGCGGAGCAACCGCACGAUACGCGGGAAUAAAGCCCGCACCUCACAGAUGGAUUUUGUGUAA